Messenger RNA from Diuraphis noxia (Russian wheat aphid), 3166 nucleotides. RefSeq names its product tetratricopeptide repeat protein 27. Gene Ontology annotation, molecular function: protein binding. The record is from RefSeq and is a predicted model, not a curated record. Lineage: Eukaryota; Metazoa; Arthropoda; Insecta; Hemiptera; Aphididae.
UUACGUUUUUUUCAAAUUAGUAUAUUAAUUUUAUAUUCAAAACAUUUAGUUCUAUGAAAUAUAAUAAUAUGUCUAAUGAAAAGUUUACGGACACAGAAAAGUGUCUGAUAUAUGGAAAUACAUAUUCAAAUUUAUAUAAUGAAAUAAUUGUUUCAGAUGAUAUAACAUCAAAUGAAAUGAAAAAUGUUCUUAAGGGCAAUUAUGUUGAAGUUUUAGAGGAUGAUUUGUUUUUGGAUCUUUACAACGAGUUUGAACAUUUGAGCAAAGCAAAUUUCAGUUCAAAUAUUAUAAAACAUUUAAGUGAUUUCCUACUUUUAAAUCCACUUAAAAACAAUACAAUUUUUACCUUUGGUGUUGCUUGUUAUCAGUUGUUUUUACAAGCAAAUUGGACUGGACCUUUGGUAUCAAAAUUAGAUUUAAAGAGUUGGGGUUCAAGUACUGCAGUUAUAGAAAGCUUAGUUAAUGAUUUAGAUUGUGUAUCAAGAAAAGUAUUGUAUCCUGAGCUCUUAGUAUUUUCAUAUGCAGUUUUUAGUAACRAUCAGAUUAAUUGUUUUACACGAUUUUGGUGGAAAAUACGAAUGCUUUCAACUCUACAAUCAUUAUUAAAUGAAUUAUCAAAUGAUAUAAAAAAUAUGUUUGAAGUGGCUUUUGAAUGUAUGGAAAAUAUUGUUUUGGAAACUGAUGAAGAAGCUUUAUUUAGRAUAGAGCAAUGUAAAAUUUAUCUUUUUCACUAUGGAAAUAUUACGAAAGCCACAACCUGUUUGAACACAGCAAUUAACUUAUUGGGUUUAGAACAUUCACUUGUUGGUGCGAUGGGAAAGAGAACUAAAUUCCAAGUUAAAGAACUUGCCCAAUUAACCCUAAAMGUGAAUUCUCAUGAGAGAGAAAAUAAUACUAAUCUAUUAACCUCACAUGAGUGUUGUGAUUUACCUAAAGAUUGUGUGCUUGAUGAUGAAAAUCGUUUACCAGAUAUCAAGUUUUCUAAUGAAAGUGCUGGUAAAUUUCCUAAAUUAAAUAGUCUUCAACAAGCAGCCAUCUUGAAUACACUUAUGAUGGAACAAAAGUGUAAGCCCAAAGAUGAUCUACAAUUUGAGGAAUUGCAGCCAUAUAUAAGAUGUUUGGUGUCACAAAAAUCUGUAUGGAGUAUUCAUGUUUCAACAUUGCUCCAACGAUCUUUACUAGAAAAGGAUAGUAGGAAGUCUUUGGAACGAGCAAUGCAGCAAAUUGAAAAUUUAGUUAGCAGUUUGGAAGUGCCAAGUCCACUCAAUGUUGAUAGGUUAUAUCUAUUUCAUUGUUCUUUUGUUUCACCAUCUUGGCAACUCAAAGCAUACUUGGGAAAUAUAAUGCUGUCAAUUGGUGCAAUCCAAAGUGCAUUAGAUUGGUUUUUAGCUCUAGACAUGUGGGAGGAAUGUGUUGCUUGUUAUAAUACCCAAGGCCAUAGACAUAAAGCUGCAGUAAUUCUUAAAAAUGAGUUAAAAUCAUCUAACCUAACUGUAGCUAAACAUAUUUUAAUAUUAUGUCUGCUCGGAGAUGCUACUGACGAUGUAUCUCUUUAUGAGGAAGCAUGGACAAUUUCAGGUUAUCGAAGUAGUCGGGCACAAAAACAUUGGGCAUUUUAYUAUUAUACCAGAAAAGAAUAUAAAGAGAGUAUAGAUCACUUCAAAAAUUCCCUAAAGAUAAAUUCUUUACAAGAGAACUUAUGGUUUAGACUUGGUUUUGCAUGUAUGGUUGAAGAACGAUGGUUAGAAGCUGCAGAAGCAUAUAGAAGGUACUGCGACAUUGAGAAUGACUGUUUUGAAGCUUGGAACAAUUUAGCAAAAUGUUACAUUAAAAAUGGUCAAAAAUCAAGAGCUUAUUAUGCACUAAAAGAAGCUGUAAAAUGUAAUUAUGAAAGUUGGAUGGUUUGGGAUAAUUUAAUGGUAGUCAGUGUUGAUUGCGGUUGUUUCGAAGAGGCAAUCAAAUGCUAUCAUAGAUUAUUAGAUUUAAAAAGCAAGCACAUAGAUUUAGAAGUUUUAAGAAUUCUAGUGCAAGCCGUUCAGAAUAAUGUUAAAGAUGAAAACGAUAGGCCAUCAUCAGAGCAUAGGAAAUGUUUACUACAACUUUUUGGAAGACUUACAUCACAAGUACAAAAUGAUGGGGAAAUUUGGAAAUUGUACGCACAUCUCGAAGAUGCUGUAUCAAUACCAAAUAAGGAAACAGCCGAUAAAGUUUUACACCAUUUACAAUGUGCUCAUCGGUUCACUACACAAGGCAACAAGUGGACACAAGAAAAACAUUCUUGUUUAUAUGUCUCUAGAUUAUCAUUAGAACUAGCUGAAGCAUACAUUAGUUGUAGUAACAAAACAGAAAACCAUGACCAAAAAAAACGGUUUCUAUCAUCUGCAAAGAUAAUGCUAGUGUCGGUGGUCUCACAAAUUGAAAAAGAAAAAGAUCUUAUGGAAAAUGAAGACAUAAAGGAAGCAUUUCAAAAAGUAAAAAAUUAUUUAAGCGAAAUCAAACUUCAACUCUCRGCAGAAGUGUAGACAUUUUCUAAAAUUAUACAAACUUUUAUUUUCCUUAUGAAAAUUGCUGUAAUGAUAAUGUUUUUAAUAAGUUAUACCACAAAUCUAUAAUAUUAAGUAUUCUGUAAAAKAUUCAGCAAUUCCAUAAGUCUGAUGAAAAAUACUUUUGAAAAAUCAAAACUAAGAGUAUAUUUUUUAUCUUCAGUAAAAUAUUGAGCCUAAUACAAAAAAAAAAAAUAAAAAACAAUUAUUAGGUAAAUUUGGACACAGGCAUUAUUUUCACUGUAAUCCAACAUUUCUUAAGUGGGCUGGAGUGUUGCAUGUUAUAAAGAAGUAGUUAGACAUUUCAUAUAGAAUUUAUAUUUGAUCUGUAAGAGAAGUAAAUUAAUGUAAGUGUGUGUAAUUUUGUAAAAUUUAUUAUCGAGUUAUAUUUGGUACUGUACUAUGUACAAUAUAUCUUACAAGAGUACUUAUUGACGGCACACUAAUUACAUACAAAUUUCUGCAUGUGCAGGCACAUAAUAUAAUAUCAAUAAUACAGAUUUUAUCAAAUGUGUCAUGCUCUUCAGAUGACAAAAAUGCUGAUAAGCUAUAUAAAAUUGAGAGAUUURGAUUUGAUAGAUUUUAAUUUUGAAAAUUCUGCCAUACAAUUUUGAUAGCUUUUU